AUGACGGCUUCUCGAGCGCGACGGAUCGCAUGGCGCUGCUUUUCAGGCGGCACAGCCGUGCUGGGCGUAGGCCUGGCUGUCCGGGAGCUGCAAGACACCUUCUUCCAGGAGGUGCAGAUCGACGACAGAGCACAGCUGCUACUGGGACUUGACCAAGGCCUUUUGAGGGCCAGACGGGAACGUGAACAGAAGCUUCGCGACAUUAUGGCUUCGGCAGACAGGCGGGCACGCGCUGUCGCGGCGACAGCUGGCGACGGCGACUCCGCCCAAGCGCUGCUGAAGCUCCGUGCGCAGCUGGUAGAAGAGGCGCAUCGCGUGAUGUACCCUUCGCUCACUCGCGAGGAGGUCGAUCAGAGGCGCCGGACGUUCGGGAACGUGAAGUGGACGGAGGCGGCUCUGCAGCUGGUGGAGCGCUUCUCGCCUUUAGUGGAGGUUGGGGCUGGCGAAGGCCAGUGGCAGUCUGAACUCCGGCGGCGAGGAGCAGAUGUCACGGCCUUCGACGAUCAUUCGAGCCCGAGUCGCUUCGGAGAAGCGAAGAGCUCACGGCUCGUCGUGAGUGGCGCAGAUGUGCAGCAGGCAGAUGCGGAGGAGGCCCUGCGUCGGAGUCGUGGCCGGACACUGCUGCUGGUCUAUCCGCCACCCGGGCCCAUGGCAAUGAGGUGUCUCGCCAGCUACACCGGAGAUGUUCUUCUCUAUGUAGGGGAAGGACGUGGCGGAGUGAAUGCUGAUGGUCCUUUCUUCGACGCACUCAGCGUGGGCUGGACACUUGAGGAGACCAUCGGGCUGGACACUCUGCCUGGGAGCUACGAAAAGCUCUACCUCUUGCGGCGUUCGGCUGGCUGA
Symbiodinium sp. CCMP2592 is the source of this 843-nucleotide messenger RNA. NCBI's taxonomy places the organism in Eukaryota, Dinophyceae, Suessiales, Symbiodiniaceae. The record is from the annotation of a GenBank genome assembly.